GAGGUUAAAAAUGAGAAAGAGCACAUCUCCUUGCGAUCUCAGAAACCUUCCUUGGCAAUACCCGCAUUUCCCUUGGAAAAAUCCUCUCUCCCCUUUUUUCCUUUGUUUUUUUGUUCUUCUUUCGUCCCAUUCUUAUAUCCAUCAAAUUUCCCUCCAUUUCACUGCUUCCACCAAAACCACCCCAUCACCGACGGUAUCACCCAGCCGACUCUUCUCUUUUCAACGCGUCUUCAUCAAUCACGCCCCAGAUUACUCUGCUACGGUUUUCUUCCUCAGCCAUGAAAAUCACUUUAAUGUUUUAACUCUCAACGUUGUUUCCUCUGAACUUGUGGACAUGGAAGUUCAAGAUCAAAAUGAGCAUAACCAAGAAAAGAAGAUGCUACCACCAACAAGAGGAACUUUUCAGUCUCGUGAAGAACUGCUCAAACAUGUCCGUGACUUUGCAUUGACCCAAGGAUAUAUGGUAUCCAUUAGGGAUUCUGCAAAGGAUAGGUAUGUGACUGUUGCUUGUGAUAGAGGUGGUGUUUAUCGUAAAAGGCUUAAGAAUGGUGAAAACAUGCGCCAAAGAAAGAAUGCUUCUCGCCUGACAAAUUGUCCUUUUGAAGUUGUGGGCAAAAAGGAUGAUGAUGUAUGGACACUCACGGUUAAAAAUGGAGAACACAAUCAUGAACCUUCUAAUACUUCUGACCAUCCUUCUUGCCGUCGUUUUACAGAAGAGGAGGUAUUGAUAAUAAGGGACAUGAGUGCGGCUGGAAAACGGCCACGCCAGAUCCUCAAGGCGUUAAGGCAAAGAAAUCCAAAUCUUGUAUCGGAUUCAAGGAAUGUUUACAAUGUCAAAGCUAAGAUCCGUCGAGGGAGUUUAUCAGGUGAGGACAUUCAAGAAAAAAAAGCUACAAAUUUGACCCUACUAAUUAAACCUCCAGUUUCUUUAGAAGGCAAGAAAGCGGAGGUGUCGUGUUCAUCAUCGACGGAGACGAUGAACACCAAUGGUGUUGCAGCGACAGUGACACAGGCUCAGCCAAUGGUGCAUAACAGCUUUGCAAUGUCACAGGCGUACGUGGAGAGCAAAGAAGUGACUGAGACAAAAGCUUUAGUGGCAGAGCUGUGCCAACAUUUUUAUACGCUUGGUUGGCUUGCGGGUACUGGGGGGAGCAUCACUAUUAGGGUGCAUGACGGCUCCAUUCCUAGACACCAUCAGCUCAUCGUCAUGUCUCCUUCUGGUGUUCAGAUGGAGAGAAUGGUAGCGGAGGGUAUGUAUGUGUUAUCUUCAGAUGGAUUUAUAAUGUCAACACCUCCUUUGAAGCUGUAUCCCUAUCAACCUCCAAAGUGCACCGACUGUGCUCCUCUCUUCAUGAAGGUUUAUGAAAUCUGUAAUGCUGGGGCUGUUGUCCACAGUCAUGGACUGGAGGCUUGUCUUGUUACAAUGAUCAAUCCUUUCUCAAAGGAGUUCCGAAUUACUCAUAUGGAAAUGAUAAAAGGAAUUCAAGGCCAUGGUUAUCAUGAUGAACUUGUGGUCCCAAUAAUUGAGAACACUGCCCAUGAAGGAGAGCUCACAGAAUCUCUUACAGAAGCGAUGAGAGCAUAUCCAAAAACAACAGCCGUACUUGUUCGCAACCACGGAGUGUAUAUAUGGGGAGAUUCAUGGAUCAGCACCAAAACUCAGGCUGAAUGCUAUCAUUAUCUUUUUGAUGCUGCUAUCAAGCUUCAUCAGUUGGGGCUGGACUGGUCCAGUCCAAAUCAUGGUCCCCUACGCAAUGUAAAUGGACUUUGGGGAUGUGCUGGGAAUUCCAGUAGGGGUCCAAAGGUGGGAACUUUUGGUCUGGAUUACAUGAUUGAGCCUUCUCAGCGUUGUCUACUCCUUACUGUUGAAGGGACAGUGACCCCUAUGUCAUUCGUGACUGAUAUUCUCUUUCCCUAUGCCCAUGAUAAUGUGCGAAAACAUUUAGCAAUGACAUAUGACACUGAAGAAACUCAGCAUGAUAUUGACCUGCUGCGCUCCCAAAUACAGGAGGAUCUGGAACAAGGUGUUGCUGGAGCUGUGCCUAUACCUCCAGAUUAUGUUGGGAAAGAGCUAGUGAUUGCUUCCUUGGCUGCUAAUGUUGAAGCUAUGAUUAACACUGACAGGAAGGUCACUUCCCUAAAACAACUAGAAGGUCGUAUAUGGAGAACUGGAUUUCAAAGCAAUGAGUUGGUUGCUGUUGUAUUCGAGGACGUACCUGAAGCUCUUGAGAAGUGGCAUGCUUCAGGCAUCAAGGUGUACAUAUUCGCAUGUGGUAGCAGGGAAGUACAACAACUUUUGUUUGCUAACUCUAACUAUGGGGACUUGAGAAAAUACUUGUGUGGGUUUUUUGAUACCACAGUGGGAAACAAACAAGUCGCGCAUAGUUAUUUUGAGAUUUUGCAAACUGUGGGAGUUGAUAGACCAGCAGACAUGUUAUUUGUAACAGAUCGCUUUCAGGAAGCUGAGGCAGCCAGGGCUGCAGGUUUGGAAGUGAUAAUCUCCAUCCGUCCAGGAAAUGGACCUCUCCCGCAGAAUCAUGGGUUUAGAACAAUUGCAUCCUUGUUGGAAAUAUAAGAACCAUGUUCUUUUUUUCUAUAAUCUAAUGAUCCAUUUCAUAAUUUGGUGUAAUGUAGUCAAGUCAAGCAUAUUUGUUCCUGUAUAUAGGGUUUUGCCCUUGUUAUUGGUUUUUAUCAUGUAGUUUCUGCAACCCAAGAACAGGAAGUUAUAUCACUUGCAUUUACUGCAUGUUUGGCUUAGCCAUUCCCCCCUUUA
This is a messenger RNA of Theobroma cacao (cacao), 2773 nucleotides long. Its product is annotated as putative bifunctional methylthioribulose-1-phosphate dehydratase/enolase-phosphatase E1 2. NCBI's taxonomy places the organism in Eukaryota, Viridiplantae, Streptophyta, Magnoliopsida, Malvales, Malvaceae. Gene Ontology annotation, molecular function: magnesium ion binding; methylthioribulose 1-phosphate dehydratase activity; acireductone synthase activity. The record is from RefSeq and is a predicted model, not a curated record. Gene Ontology annotation, cellular component: cytoplasm.